UGAGUGAGCUUUAGAGCUUCAAGGAUUGCAAAUGGGACGCUGAGCUGACGUCAUCAGCAUGCGCCUAUUGAGAGUCGACACGAGGAUGUGACUACCGCUGAUCAUUUUUAUUUUCAUUUCGAUCUAAACUAGUGACUUAGUUGUAUAAUAAUUGGUCGAUGACGUAAGAAUUAGCAAAAAUGUCUGAGUUUUCCGCCCUAGGGCUGUCAAAUUGGUUGAUACAACAAUGUACACAAUUGGGGAUCAGUAAACCAACACCCGUCCAGGAGAACUGUGUGCCACCAAUUUUGGAAGGUCGGGAUGUGAUGGGCUGUGCAAAAACUGGCAGUGGAAAGACUGCCGCGUUUGUUUUACCAGUGCUCCAGAAGUUAUCUGAGGAUCCCUUUGGGAUAUUCUGUCUCGUGCUCACGCCAACCAGAGAGUUGGCGUACCAGAUUGCUGAGCAGUUCAGAGUCUUUGGCAAACCGCUGGGCUUGAGGGAUUGUAUUAUUGUUGGUGGAAUGGACAUGAUCACUCAAGCCUUGGAGUUGUCAAAUAAGCCUCACAUUGUUGUAGCCACACCAGGACGGCUGGCAGACCAUAUACGAAGCUCCAACACCUUUAGCAUGAAGAAUAUCAGGUUUCUGAUCAUGGAUGAAGCGGAUCGCCUGCUGGAGCAGGGCUGCACAGACUUCACCAAGGACCUGGAGGUGAUUCUGGGGGCUGUGCCAGCCAAACGCCAGACUCUCCUCUUCAGUGCCACCCUCACAGACACUCUGCAGGAGCUCAAAAGCAUCGCCAUGAACGAACCCUUCUUCUGGGAAAGCAAAUCUGAGACACGCACGGUCGAAGAGUUGGAUCAGAGAUACAUUCUAACCCCAGAGAAAGUGAAAGACGCCUACCUGGUGCACCUGAUCCAGAAGUUUCAAGACGAGCAUGAUGAUUGGUCCAUCAUGAUCUUCACCAGCACCUGCAAAAAUUGUCAAAUACUUACUAUGAUGCUCCGCGAGUUCAACUUCCCCACCAUUUCCUUACAUUCUAUGAUGAAGCAGAAACAACGUUUUACCAACCUAGCAAAGUUCAAGUCCAGUGUCUACAAAAUCCUCAUAGCAACAGAUGUGGCAGCCAGGGGUCUGGAUAUUCCAACAGUCCAGGUCGUCAUCAACCAUAACACUCCAGGUCUGCCAAAAAUCUACAUCCACAGAGUUGGAAGAACAGCCAGAGCAGGAAGAAAUGGUGUCUCGAUUACUCUGGUGACUCAGUACGACAUCCACCUGGUCCAGUCUAUUGAGGAACAGAUUCAGACUAAGCUGAGUGAGUAUUCAGUUGAAGAGAAAGAUGUGCUGAAGAUCCUCACCCAAGUCAACGUGACAAGAAGAGAGUGUGAAAUCAGACUUGAGUCUACAGAUUUCGAUGAGAAGAAGGAGAUCAACAAAAGGAAACAGAUGAUCCUGGAAGGGAAAGAUCCAGACUUGGAGGCAAAAAGAAAGGCGGAACUGGACAAGAUCCGUAGUGAAAAAAGAAAGUUUAAGGAGCGGAUUCAAGAAACGAUUCAGAAGAAACAACAGGGAAUGUUGAAAAAGAAACAGAUGAAGAGUAAACAUAUCCAAAAGAAAAAGGCUGCAAAGCCCACAUAACACCUAGUUGUAAAUGAUUGUGUGUAUAUUUUUGUAUAUUUGAUCAUACAUUUUUUCCACCUAUGUUGCCAUGGUUUAUUCUGGUAUUUCUCUUUUAGGCUUGUGUAGUUUCAAUAAAUCACAAUACAUGGGCAAAUUGGUGACAAUCAAACUUUAUUGAUGCGUUCAGUUUUACAAGAAUUUAAUCCCAAUGUGAAUCGUCUUGAUUAGUCUUUACUGCAAGUAAGAUCAAAUCAUGUACCCUUAUCAGAAACGUGUCCAAUUAAUCUAGGGUUUGCACUCUAACUCUGAGGGCUGUAAGGUGGACACCAAUGGUAGCCUCCCUAAAACUGGCAAAACAUUUCAUUUCUUGCCUGCAUUUCAAACCUUUCAUUUAGUUCUGUGUUGGGCAACUACAGCUCAUUCUGGCAAAGAAAACAUGGAUCUCUUUUGGUCCAGAGGAAAACAGUUGUACUAUCUGUAGGAUGGUUUUCAAAUGAGUGAUGGGUACUAUAGGCCUGAAAUGGAAAAUGAGUUAAUUGCACAAAAGAACAUGAACACGGAAAUCACAAUCUUGCAAUGUACUACUUCUAAACACACUGUUCAACCAUAUUUAGCUAGUAUGUGACAGCAUGAUUGUCAAACAAUGUGUGUUUUGGAUUCACAGAAAUUAAAAUCAAGCUAGCGGCCUUUUUAUGUGGAAGUAAACGGAAGGAAGCAGGUGGUAAAAUGAGUACAUUCUCAUGGUGUUCCGCACACAACAUUCUAAAAACUGAUACACAAGACUAAACCCUCAAAUCCGAAACAUCCACAGUUGAAGGAGUAUCUGGAACAAAAAGUAAACCAUAACUUCUACCUCAUCCCCUUCAUCACUGAAUAAGCUACUCAAAACAAAAUACAACAGUAAAAACUACAAAAAGGGGACUACAAUCUACCCAGCUCACAACAUGGCACACAGAAGCUAAUAGUUCCACUGGGCAAAAUGGAAUGAGCUCAAGGUUGACGUUAAACAUAAUUCACAAAAAGGGAGGGUGGGGUGUGUUCAGAAAGCCAUACCGAUACGAUGGAAAACAUCUAUGAGGGAUCAACUAUAGGGAAGGCGACAUUGUCUUUAAAAACACAAAAUAAAAAGUACACAAAGCAAAGCACUUCAACCAACCAGGAUUCAUACCAACUCAGAGAAGGAAGGUGGCUUCCCUCCGUGCGUCCCUACAGAGACCACAACACCACGGCCUGUUCAUCUCUGGGGUCUAUGGAGCUUGUUUUUGUAUUCCUCGUGUGGUAAUAUUGGUUAUGAGGUUAACAUAUGCUGGCAUAGGUUUUUCCUUACAUUCGUGUGUUUGCUGCUUUUUACACCUGAAGAUAAGCUAGUUCUUAUAGGCACCGGUUCAGAUACUCACUCUUAUUGUGAGAAUGACGUAAGAAAUCCUUUUUCAAUAAACGUAUGGAAUCAGCACCAGUCCAAUGUUAUUUGAAAUGGCUCAUAUGGAUGUGAGAUACCUCUACAAGUACAUUUUAUGUAGCCUCCAUACAAAAACACCGAACCGUGAGUGACAGUUGAUGACUCCUGAUUAAAUCAUCUCUUCUAGAGGUUAAGGGGCUCAUGCAGUACUGGCUAUAUUAGUCUGACCACAUCCUUCAGCCACCUUCCUUUUCAACCUGUUUGGUAUUUGUAUGCGCCUACCUCUUACAAUUAACCACAAUCACAAAAGCAUGUGUAGCCUUAUACAGGUUCUAUUAUCUGCCUUUCACAUCUUUUUCUUUACUGGGGCUUGAUUCAUACAGACAGACAGUAUUUCCCCAUGGGAGGCCCUCACAGCCCCCAAAUAAAGACCUUCUUCAAAGCAGUUGCUAAGCAUACAAAGCAUAAAAAUAAAAUAAAAACAUCAAAAA
Molecule: messenger RNA, 3488 nt
Organism: Hypomesus transpacificus
Lineage: Eukaryota; Metazoa; Chordata; Actinopteri; Osmeriformes; Osmeridae
Gene: ddx49
Product: DEAD (Asp-Glu-Ala-Asp) box polypeptide 49
Exons: 13
Coding region: 180-1616 (478 amino acids)
Molecular function (GO): RNA helicase activity; ATP binding; nucleic acid binding
Source: RefSeq, a predicted model, not a curated record